Molecule: messenger RNA, 9502 nt
Organism: Porites lobata
Lineage: Eukaryota; Metazoa; Cnidaria; Anthozoa; Scleractinia; Poritidae
Source: the annotation of a GenBank genome assembly
AGAGAAGGUUCGACAGGCAAUCAAGAGUUAGUCAAAGCAACAAAAAACGCUCUCCCAGGCAGAGAUGGCUGAGUGUGUGGCGGGAGUAACUCUCAAAAUUUUUCUUCUUCUUUUCACUGGCUUGCUUGGUAAUUGCUUUGCUAAGCUAAACGUGUUCCUUGAUGCUCGGGAGGUGUCGCGUUUUCUUUACGGUAAGUAAUACUUAUGAGUAAACACAACUACAUGUCUCAGUUUAGUAUGGCAUUCGUGCACUCGUCUUUGAGCCAGGCUUUCGACGCUGGACUUCGUUGAGAUUUUCACGUGAAAACCAAGAACAGUAUUACUAAAGAAAAGUGAUGUACAUACAUAUAACACGAGAAAGAAGUAUGAAAAUCAAAUUACAGUUUUUUUCGCUGUUUACUGCCAAUUUUCUGUAUAUUUUUCUUAGCCAACUCUGACAAACUCGAGUCUGGAAACCACGUUGAUUAUAUAACCAGGUGCCUGCGUUCCUAUAAUCCGUUGGAUAGCCCUACUAUCAUUAAUGACAUCGAGAUCAAUCUACUGUUUUCAUCAGCUUUUCAGAGCAACAUGAGGUCUUUUAUCGCCUUUGGAUGGCUAUGGGUUAUUAUCGUGCCAGGAUACAGCUUAUAGCCAUCAGGAACAUCCGGAGUCACGAUAGUCAAUACAGUGGCGGGAUAGUAGUUUAUUUGGAUGCUAGUACAGUUUUAUAAGUAUCCAAUUUUCAAAACUAUAAAUUGCGAUAUCUUAUUAUUGUCUAAAAACGUAUGCAAAUAAACAAACGGUCAGUUUCAAUUCUCAUGUUCUCGAUUCCAAACUGAACAUUUCCCAAAAUGGGAGACACUGCUUCAUGACUCUCUCCCAGUACGCAAGUUCUCCUGGUGCUUAUUUGACUUAAAUGAAAUUAAUUUCGCAUAUUUUCGUAAAGCUAACUGAGAGCGCCAAAUAGUUCACCAUUAACAAUAAUUUCAUUUUAAAGUCAACUCGAUUAGGAACCGCAAAUCUCUCUUCCUUCUGGACAAGCUCCACCACAAAUAAUAUGGACCGCACAGAAAGAUUAUUUUUACCCUUGGAAGUCAUUUUUUCUUCCUCAUUUGGUCUUGCACUUAAAAAUAGAAAUAACAAUGUUGCAAACGAGAUGCACCAAAAUAAUACCUGUAAGUGAGACUCGUAUACUUUGCUUGAAGGGAUGCUGCGCAAAGAUUCACAAAACAUGGACAAAGCGGCUUUAUACCCUGGGAACUGUUUCUCGAAAGUUUCGAUAAUUAACGAGCCAGAAAAGCUAUUGUGGUUUACGUCAAAGAUCGAGGUUUCAAUAGUUUUGUAAAUGAUAAGAUAAAUUUAUCAAUUAAGAAAACAAAUGGACUGUUUUCGCAGCUAAGAACUGCUUUUUUGUUUUUUUAGAUCUUGAUCUGAAUAUUAGACAUUUUUGAGCCGUAACGUCUUGGGACUUCCGAGAAAAGGGCCCCUGAUAACUGUGGGAAAUAAGUUUUGCAUGAAUUGUGUAUCCUAACGAACAAACUACUGAAAGUCCAACCGUUUCAUUCACUUAAUGAUGCUUUCACUUUUUGACAGAUUUGAACACAAACCUUUUCCUCGUCCAAAAUGGAAAGGUCGCUCCCAUAUUGAAGACGCCGAUUUUGUCAAGUAUGAUACCUCCGAUUGAGCCAUACAUUAAGGACCUCAAGUUUAGAUUCAACGCAACUGGAUCGGUAAGAAUGAGUUUUCAUGUGGCAUGCUAGUGGUUAAGAGUUAUCUUUACAGCUUGGAAUCGGACGGACAGGAAAAAGCUGUCUCCACCUUGAUUUCGCCCGCUUGUCUCUAACCGAUCACUCUUUACUGUUAGGCCCUAAGCGUCCUGAUAGCUGGAACAAUUUCUGAAUUUAGGCUAAAGGCUGAUGGAAAACAACAUUUAAUACGAAUGCAGACUCAUAAAUAAUGAGCAAUUUCCGCUUCUCGCUCCGCUUUCCAUAAUUACCCUGACUUUGAAUGAAGCUGCCAGCUGCUUUCCACAAUCUCACUGGCUCAGCUGAAAAAAAUCAAAAUCAGUCAGUGCUACUUAUUUGGCCAAAGGAUGGUUUUCUUUUUUUAAUUACUUAGGACGACCAUUGCUUUAAAGUGCAAGGGUAAGCCGCGCUAAAAACAAAAAUUUUUGGGCGAUAAUUCUCACAAGAGACAGUGCCUUUGUUUUGGUUGGUUUAACCCCUUAGUUUCAUAAUGUUUGCUUUUGUAGCGGUCAACCAUAAUCAGUGAGUGACGUUGUAAUUACCAUGAACAUAGCUACGAGCUAUCUAUUUCUUCAAAAAAUUGUGGAAAAAUGUUAUCUCUCUAUGAAAACGUAAUGAAAAGCUUCCUUCAUAACAUGCUUAACUGAAUUUAAAACCGCAUUGCUAAGCCUACCUGUGAAGCUAAAGGAUAAACAAACACCGACUGAAACAUUGUUUCCUUUUUUGUCUGUGCUGCCUUAGUUUCGUUAGAUUAACUUUAAACUGAAUACGUUUGUGUUUCAGCUGAGUGUCAUAAUAAUAUGUUUAAAGCAUUAGCAACAAAUUAGGUCACUGAAAUGUAAUGAGCAGAGGAAGCCAGGUCCGCUUGACAACUUUGCUGGUAUAUUUUGAGCUUUCAUUAAGUAUACUGACGAAUGGUCGUAAAGAUAUUUAAAAAGACUAGGUUCCAUAGCGGAAACAGUCCCAUAUACUAGUUAUUAUGUACGUAAAUUUUAACUUAUUUUCUUAAAUGAAACUGCAUUAUAAAUGGUAUUAAUUAUAAUGAAAUUUACGACAGGAGAACUGAUUAACUGAGACGAGAGUGAUUCAAAAUUGUAUUAGACACUAAAGUAAACAUCUUAGGCCAAGAGGGUGGAGACCUCAAACAAAGAAGAGUUGUAAAAUUGUCUGGAAACUGUGCGUUUUUUAAUCAUAAUAUCAGCCCGUGGCUUCAAUGUUUACUUUGGUUGCAAUGGUUGAACCCUAUUAGAGCAAUAAUGGAAAAAAAUCACCCGAAAAUUAAUAACAAUACAGUGUGGUAUUAAGUACAUAAAACAAAUAGAUUCUGUUAUGAGUGACACCCCUUUUGUUGAUGGGCUGAAAAUUUGGAUCAAUUUAGUUUUAUGGGAAACUGCCCACCUACCCCUCCCCUAAGUCACCAUUUUGCCAUAGAUCAGAAGUAAGUGUUAAUGUUAGCUUGAGGGAGGGGUAGGUGGGCAGUUUCCAGAAACCUAAGUUGAUCCGAAAAUUUUGUUGUAAAAGUUAAUAGUUAAAGUAUCUCUCAUUCGUGAAUGAUUUUUCAGGUACGGUAUUCCCUGAGUUUCAAGUCGAGUAAUGAAACCAUCAUGAGACAUCCUACGACCAACAUUCGGCUGAAUGGACUGGUGCCUAAAAGAACCAAAGGUAAGGCAAGGCCGGCAACCAAGAAAAGCAAAAGCCCUGGGAACGAGGUUGAACACAGAGACGCGCUUGGUUUUGAAGCCAUCUACAGUUUCCUAAUUGCAAAACUUUUCUUGUGAAAAUGAGUUUUACUUGAAUGAAAGUAACAAACUCAUUUUCAUAUCAAUGGCUCUGCACUUAGCCUCGCCUUGAAACAGAAAGCAUGAUGUCAGAUGCAUGCCUAACUGAAUAGUCCAGUUUCGAGUACGCUAUGACUACUGAAUAAAAGAAGUGAAGACCCACUUUUGCAGGCUUAGCCUCCAUCUGAAGUAAAUAUAUUCACAAAUUCCAACGAGAAAAAUACCUGUUUAUAACUCUGUCUUUUGUGUAUUUUAACUGAAUUUCAAACACUUGCCGAAAUUUGUAAUUAUUUUAUUUUUUGUCGAGGCUAACCCUGCAUGAAUGUGUCGUUAAUGAUUGCAUUCAAGGGACUGGCAAAAUGUGUUCGUUACACCGGGGUUUCGUUAUCUCGAGGUUCUUUUUCAUAUAUUUUGCUAUUACUGGGGUAAAGAAAAUCGUUCGUUAUACCGAGGACGUAGUAGCCUGCGUGGCAGGCGUUUGAAAGCCGGAAGGGAAAGGGAGUUUUGCGAAAGGGAGUUUCAGGCGCGAGAGAAGCGCGGACGAAGAGGUUCGUUGUAUCGAGGUUCCACUGUAUUUUGCGCUUACGGUUACAUUUUAUUCUCAAUUGUGUCCGUUUUUUUAGUUUAUUGUGGCGAUGGAAAAGUGUUUUUUGCAUAGGAGAGAAUACUAGACCUAAGGUGAAACUUGGACAAGGAUAGAUAGACCCACCUUGCUAUGAAAAUCAUUAAAAAAAUGUUAUCGAAAUUUACGUAAGGAAUGCAAUGAUAUCUAACAUCUUGUCCCCUUAUUAAAUUCAUUCCAUAUGAUUUAAUAAUUUACCCCCGCACUAUUAACUUAAAUUGCACUUUAAUGAUCCUUCUGGAAGAAAACGUACUCAGCGGGAUAAUGAACUCUUAUCUUUCUUGAAGACUACCAAAGGGUCUACAUCAGACAAAUUGCAUUCUUUCGAACAUUUGAUUGUCAUUAAAUUUAGUCAGAGAGCCCAGAUUUCUUAAAUGAUGUUUUUACCACAUGAAGUCUUUUUAGUUUUGACUUGCUAACUUUAGAAGCUGGUGAAUGAGUAAUGCUAAGGUUACAUGUAAGAUGCGUUUGAAAAGAUGUAUGGAAAUUCAUGACUGAAAAUUGAGCAAAGAAAAUUGUUGAAUCAUGAAAGUAUCGCUGCGACAUUUGAAUGUGCCAUUUUGCAGUUGUGUGCUUAGUAUCUGAGCCUUUGAGUGUAAACGUGAGGACAAGGUUGACCUCGUUGUUUCUUUUCUUAUGGAAAUUAUACUUGAAAAUCCAUUACUAGUUAGCAUAAGAACAAGUUAAAUGAUUGACAAAACAAAACAGGGAGGGUAGCCUUGUUUCCACCUGUAACUGUAAAAUGGACUACAGUUAACUCUCUCCAAGACAGACACCUUUGGGACCGGCACUAAGUGUCCGUCUUAGAGAGAUGUCUUUCUUAUAAAGAGUCAAAUAAAGGGAAUAAGCAAAUGCAGGGACCAACUUAAGGUGUCCGUUUUACGGAGGUGUCCGUCUUAUAGAGUUGUCCGUUAAGAGAGAGUCGACUGUAUUCCUCAAAACAUCGCAUCACUUUGGGUAUUGACAAAAUCCUCGUUUGUCCUCAAAGGAGCUGUGUCACGAAUUUUAUCAAAAUUCCAACAGUAGGACCUGCCACCAAAUUGAGUGAAACAUAAAAAUAACAGCUCAAAACGUUAAAAGGAGGUAUUAAUAACACAGCAAAUACAAAAAGCGGUACGGUAACCUGCGAGCAAGUUCUCCAAGACGCUCUAGCGGCUGGGCGGGAAAAGAAAGGAGAGCUUGCAACUCCGUCUCUGGCAUUUCAAUUCCACCUCCAAUUUCCCUGUGGCUCCCGGUCGGUUGGGCCGUCAGAUUUCCGCCAAUCAGCGCGAAGCGGAAACGAGCGCGAAUGUAAACAAACAUUGAAAAACACAUGCCAACCACGUACUGUCAAACCUGUCAGAGCACUUGACUCCCGCCAAUGCGGCCCUGUCGAAUUUCCCAGGGCGGCGCCAUAUAUGGCAUGGGUUUUUGAUUGGUUCCCGUCCUUGCUCCGUUUUGACUGAGUUUUUUGUUUCCUCUGGGUACUCCGGUUUUCCUCUCGCUCCAAAAGCCAACUUUUCUGAAUUCCGCCUCAAUCGGAAGUGGCAGAGCCACCUUGGGGUAUUUUAAUUAUCAUUUGCUUGUUUAUUCAUUUUUUUAAGUAAUGAUAACUACUGCACUGAUUAUAUUUCUAUUUUGGUUUCGUCCAGGCUUUCGUGUGAAGUUUCCUUGCACGGGCAGGGUUACUGGGCAAACUCUGCUAACCAUCAAUAUCAGUUUCACUGAAGUGAACGGUGACCAAAUAUGGGGACCACUCAGUCUUGCUCUCAGGCGAUACUGCGUCUCUGGUUAGUACACAGAGCAUGGUAAUUAAUAGUAGGCUAGGAAAAAAUGUAAUCGAGAGAGCACACUUUUUAUUACAUCCGAGAAGCUGUCGUCUAUCACUUCAAAUGCAUCGUGCGAUUGUCUUACUUGAUACUUUUUCCUUUUUCCGCUUAACCAAUCAAGGUGAAGCAUGGCAUAUGAAUAGCAUUGCCUACAACUUCAGAGGGGCUGAUUUUCCCAUACCCAGAUUUCAUUCGGUAACCUAUGGGAAACACUCAUUGAGAUGUCUAGCACCUAAAUAUAGAAUAGCCUGCAGAAAAACGUAAGAAAUCUACCGAUCGCUGCAGUCAUUUAAACGUCAGAACCGUCUUGUCAAUCUUUCGCUGAAGUUAUAGUCUGAUUGAGAGAACUGCGUAUUAUAUAAUGUAGCAACUGACACACAAGCUGAAUUAAUUGCUUUAUUUUAUUGAACAUUCUAUUUAAUGUGAAUAACUGUAUCAUCUUAUUGUAAAUAUAUAAUGUCCAUCUAGUCUAGUUUUAUAGUUAAUAAUGUUGAUCUAGGCUAGUUUCUUUCGGAUUGUUUAUUGUUAUUUUAGAAUUAGUUUUAUUUCAGUGUUCCCAGUUAGUAGACAGUUUUAAUCCCCGGUUAUUAUAUAGACACGGGUGUUUUCCUGGAAAAUAUAACACUCGUAAAAUUUAUAAAACUAUAUCCGGGACCCGAGUGGUAUAUUCUCCAUAAUCUCACACGUGAGUUUAUCGACGACUCUCUAUCAUUUUAUCGAUUUCAUUUUGUCGAUAUAAUAAAAAGAACAUUACACGGUGGCUUGAAGAUAUGAAUUUUAUUUUCUCUUGGCACUUUUGCCACUCGAAAAUAAAAUCCAUAUCUUCGCGCCACCGUGUAAUAUCCUCUAUUUAAAUACUAUAUUGACAGUUGAAUAAAGUCAUGAUGAUGAUGAUGAUGACGAUGAUUCAUCCGGUUUCCUCCGUUUUUUAAAUUCCUCGUGACUUUGGCCCCAUUUGCUAAGUCAAAUGAAAUGCUUUGUACGUUUUUACUCGAUCCUUUCUCCCUCUUGUGUGUGUGUUUUACGCCCUUAGCCUACGAAGAGAAAACUAAACACCUAGCCAUUACGUCCUAAUCCCACGCUGUUUCUCUCUUACAGACAAUGAAGCUUGGAUCGACAAUACUCGCUUCAAUUCAUCAGAAUCUGAAGACACUUCGCCACUUCCUCCUCCUCAAGUCUGUAAUAAAAAGUGCAACAAGAGACAUAUGAUGAGGCGGUUCUGUUUGAGCGAUUUUGGUUGGUAACGUUAAUUAACAAUUACAGUAGGAAAGAUCAAGGAAACCAUGUAUUGCCACAUGUCUCCUCUUGAAAGGGAAACCAGGACAGUCUUGGAUUCUGGAUUUCGGAUUCCGGAUUCUUUUUCAGUGGAAAUUAGAUUCCAGAUUUCAAUCGCUAGUAGGAUUCUGGAUUCUGGGAGUAGUAUUCCGGAUUCGAAAGCCCAGGAUUCCGGAUUUCACAAGCAAAAUCACCCGGAUUCUGGAAUAUAUGUGGCGAGACAUGUUAGUAUGAGUAUCAGGUUAACAUGCUGGGGGAAAGGGGAAAGAAAGACGCGAACAGGGAAGACAGCGCAGGGAGAGAAACGUCCUCUCUCCACCCCCCCCCCCUCCCUCCCUCCUCUCCCCUAACCUCUCACGAGGGCCUGAUACUCGGGCUAGUGACAUGUUAGGAUAUCUUACAUUUUUUUUGCAUCUUAUGUGUUUAUUUAUCGAUUGAUUGAUUGAUUGAUAGAUAGCGGAACACUAUGGGUAAGAAAAUUUGGUUAUCCAUGCAUCCGAGAAAUUUUGGUAGUCACAUGACCGUCCGUCCGUCCGCCCGCACCACAGAGUAACCAACGUAAAAUGAUCUUUUUUAGUUUUUGUAGCACCCUAAUGAUAGACGUCUAUGUUAAGGUCAAUUAACAGCUGUCAGAAAAGGGUAUCCAGUGACCAGUAUAACCGUACCGCGGGCUCAGGUUUUAAGCUAUCGAGGUCAUGUGUUAUGAAGGAUUUUCCGCUAACCAGUUAUUAGCUUUAAUUGAUCGCAGGCUCAAGUUCACUUUUUUUUUUCAGCAGCAAUUGUUUCUUGUCUAUUGACCCGUCGUCCCGCAUCCAAUUCUUCGGUUAUACUCGUAAAAUUUUCGAUUGGUACUUUGCCCCCCAUCAAUUGUGAUUUCCUACUCUCGUGGUUUGUUCCUACUUUUCUUCGCUCAUUCAAAUAUUUCUCUAUUGAUUAUCGUCCUUCCACGCCUUCAUGUAACUGACAAAUAAAAUAUUUUAAUCAGAAAGUUCAAUACCAAGAUUGCAGAUCAUGUCGUCAUUCUUUUACAUCAACAGUCAUCAAGGCCCGGAUGGAGAAUGAAAUUAUGAGAAAUGGCCUGCACGGUUUGCGAGUUCGAGUCUUGCGUACGUAUAAAGAAGGAAAAGUUCAGGUAAACAGAAGGCAACUACUGGAGAAAAGGGGCCAAGAAAUCACUUGCAGCUGUAGUAAUCUGAAGCCAAACAAAGUGUAUGUUAUCCUUGGUAAAGAGGAUAAGAGGAAAAGGGUUCUUUACAUUGACAACUUUUCAACUGCCCUUGAGUGGUCAAAGAAUGGAAAAGCCCACCUUCGAGCUUACAGGAAGAAAUCCUCUUGCCCAGUGAGAAGGUCAUAAUCAUUAUUAACUCUUUAAUUCCCAGUAGUGACCAAGAACAAUUUUCUCCUAACAAUAUCCAUACACUGUCAAGAGUUAAGUUAGGAGAAUUAAUAAAAUGAUCACCCAAGGGAAAAUGCCUUGAUCUAUCAUCAAAUUCUCUCAAUUCAUUCUUUAUGGAAAUGUAUGGAGAUCAGUUUGGAGAAUUUGUGUGUGGAUACUGGGGCUUAAAAGGUUAACCUGAAAAGGAGGAAAAGGAAACAAAACAAUCGAAGACGCAAUUUUACUUUUGUAAACACCUUUUCUUAGAGUUAUCGAUUUCAUUUCUAGUUGCGUGCUGUCCAAAGAGAAAAGAACAUUUUUUUAACAGAGGUGACAUAAUUAAGUAGUGGUAAAUGACUUACCUGAGGAAGUACUCUCUAAGAAUAUUAUAAUUGCUUUGCAGUAAAACCCAGCAAUUUUAAAAACUCGAUGAUGAAGCUCCUUAGGUCAUUUAGCUGAGGUGGAUAAUUAAUAAUAAGCCAUUGUAACUAAAUGUAUAUAAUGUACAUAAUAUUGUAGCCAGGGUAGGUGCCAUCUUAACUCUCUUGGGGGAGGGGGCUUGGUGCAGUGUCCCCCCUGGUUUCUCACUGUGUUAUUAUUUCGUUGAAGCCUACCUUACAACUAACGCAAAAAUGUGACUACUGCAUUCAGUUUACGAGCCUGAGCCGAAUUUCAAGGCCCUCUUGUUCACGUGGCGCUACAACGGUGUUGACAGUGUACCCCUGUACUUCCGAAAGAAUGAAUGCAAAAGGAUAUGAAGCUGAGUAUGAUAUUAUAUGAUAUUAUAAAAAUGGGGACGAGACAAAUAACACCCUCCGAGAUCUGCAUAAUUCUUUAUAUUAUAUGAAUGCUGAGUCCAAUAAUUGUUUUAUUAUUGAUUCAAAAAAAAUCAAAUGUCUCGAUCGAUGUAUUAAGUUCCC